CUUAUGAGGCGUUUACUACCUUCAACUGUCCGCGUUUUCUUUAUCUGCCCUGUUGCAGUUUUACAUAUAAAAAAAUGGCACGAUUUCUCCUCAGAGCAGACCUCCGGAGGUGCGUCGCCUCUCAGAUACGAAUGGCAUCUGAUCAGCUUGGAGAGUUGGGCAAGGGAGCGGGCAAAGGUGGAGGUGGAGGAGGCUCUGUGAGGGAGGCAGGGGGUGCAUUUGGAAAGAGACAAGCACAAGAGGAGCAUUACUUCAGGCAAAAGGAGAAGGCGCAGAUGGAGGCACUGAGGAAGCAUCAUUCAGAGGAGAUUGAGCACCACAAAACGGAGAUUGAGCGCCUACAAAGGGAGAUUGACCGCCACAAGGGCAAAAUUAGAAAGCUGAACCAUGACGACUAAAGCCAGUUAUCAUCAUCUGAUUCCAAAGUCAAUCAAUAUCUUCUAUUGAUUGGUUUGCUGCUGGCCAAGGCAGGUCCACUUUGAACUGCCUUAAUUAAUACCAAUAAAGCACUUAAUUUUUGUAUUUCAUUAAAGCUUUUGCAAAUGUGUGUGGCUUUUUGUAUGUCCUUUGUUUAUUUCCAAAAUGUCAGCUGUUUGUAUGCUUUGGGUCAACUGUGUUUAUUCGAAAAUAAGGUUGAACCUGUUUUAGGUCUGCACAAAACAGAUGAAGAAUAUCAUUGGGCUGAAGUUGUGUCAGUCAAAGUUCAUCCUCUGUGGUUUGGUAGUUGAUGAUGAAGCACUUGUUUUUAAGUCCUCUUGUUGCCCGAUUACGUGCUGAAUAUCUUUGCUACUUCAAUUGGAUGUAACUAUCCUCUAAUUUUGUGUGUGGAAUUAAAUCUUCUUCCCUAA
Messenger RNA from Gymnodraco acuticeps, 848 nucleotides. RefSeq names its product ATPase inhibitor A, mitochondrial-like. Gene Ontology annotation, biological process: negative regulation of ATP-dependent activity. The transcript has 3 exons. NCBI's taxonomy places the organism in Eukaryota, Metazoa, Chordata, Actinopteri, Perciformes, Bathydraconidae. Bases 75 to 398 code for a protein of 107 amino acids. Gene Ontology annotation, molecular function: ATPase inhibitor activity. Gene Ontology annotation, cellular component: mitochondrion. The record is from RefSeq and is a predicted model, not a curated record.